CAAGGGUCAUGAAAGAGUCAGCUGAUUUGCACCGUACAGUGAAUGUUGGGGCUAAUUUUCUCUGCCACCAGGAGGAAAACUGUACAUUUGGAUACAUUGAUAUUUUGUUUAUGCCUUUACAUUUCCGCCCACGAGCGAGUUACGAUAACAAAUUAUAACUGUCGUUGAUGCAUUGCUCACAUACACUUGCUGCAGUGCUGAGAAUAGAGAAUAGACACACUCUAUCCAGAGGGAGGCAGACCAUCACCCCAUAGUCAAAAUAAAUCGCACUGCAACUAGUGUAAUAUUAAACGUUUUUUUUUUUUUUUUUUUUUUUUUUCUGAUGAGCAUCGGUCAUAGUGUGAUCGCAUUCUAAACAUGCACGUAAUGGCUUUCUUAAGCUGACAUUUGGUUUGUUUUAUGAUACAACGUAAUAGUGAACGAAAGGGUUAAUGUCAAACCCUACCUGUUUAUUCUCGUUAUAUUUCUUAUGGAAUACUAGGUGUUGUGUUAAGAAACACGGAAUGGCUGCCGAUUUGCAAGCGAAGUAUCAGAAACUUGCUCAGGAGUAUUCAAAGGAGCAGAUAAAGAUGAAGGACCAGUCCCUGAGGAAGGUGGAGCAGGAGAUGGACAGCCUGACCUUCAGGAACCAGCAGCUGGCCAAGAGGGUGGAGCUGCUGCAGGAGGAGCUGGUCACCACGGAAACCAGAGGGAAAAAGAACAGGAAGUCCAGUGACUCCCCAUCACAGCACAGUCAUCAGCACCAGACUGUCUUCGACGAGGACCUGCAGAAGAAAAUCGAGGAGAACGAACGCCUCCACAUGCAGUUCUUCGAGGCGGAUGAGAAGCACAGGCAGAUGGGGGUUCUGCUCCGAGAGAGGCUGGAGGUCCUGGAGACGGAGGGAGCACAGCACCAAGCCGAGGUUGAUGGGCUGACCCAGAAGUACAUGGAGAGCAUCGAGAAGCUACAGAACGACAAGACCAGACUGGAGGUAAAAUCCCUGACCCUGGAAAGAGAAGCCAAGGAAUGCAGACACAGAACCGAGGAAUGUCAGCAGCAGCUAAAGAAAUGUCACACUGAGCUGAACAGCCGCUUGGGUCAGGCUACCAGCGUCGUUCAAGAGAAAGUUCCCUUUAAUGACACAAAACAUUGGCACUAUAACACACUGAAUGUCCCACCUCACAACAGAAGACAUCAGCUGAAAGCAAGGCAUAUUGUUGGACAGACAUUAAUGUUCAUUCAGGACCUCGUGGCUGCAUUGCUGAACUUUCACACCUACACAGAGCAGAGGGUUCAGAUCUACCCCAUUGACUCAGCCACGGAUACAAUAUCACCUUUAAACCAAAAGUUUUCUCAGUAUCUUCAUGAAAACGCAGCCUAUGUGCGCCCUCUGGAGGAAGGCAUGCUGCACUUGUCUGACAGUAUUACGGAGGACACUGUAACUACAUUGGAAACAACUGUGAAACUAAAAGAAUUUUCAAAUCAUUUCACAUCAUAUACCUGCUUCCUACAGAAGAUUCUUCCCUGUCAGUUGAAAAGUCUGGAGGAGGAGUGCGAGUCCUCUCUUUGCACGUCCUCUUUAAAAACAAAAAACACGGAACUGCACAGCGACGUUAAAAAGAUGACCUCUGUGUUUGAAAAACUGCAGAAUUAUAUCGGCCUCCUUGCUUUACCGAGUACCAAACCUGAGGCAAUCCUUCAGGCCAACUCCAGUGCUGUGUUCACACAACUGGCAGCUUGUCUCCACGGGCUCGAGGGUGUCAUGAAAGAUAUUUCUAAGCACUACAGCCAGAAAGCUGUACUUGAACAAGAACUUCUGACGGUCGCACAGAAGCUUCGAACCACCAAUGAGUGUAUCCUGACCUCCCUUGUGUCUUUGACCAACAUUACUGGAAAGAUUGCUAAAUAUUUCAGCAACAAACUGGAUUUCUUCACUGCCUCGACAGGCUACGGUCCAAGAGCAGGGACUGGGACAAUGAACCCCCUUCAUGCAGAGUCAAUGUUACAGUGCAAGAAGAGAGCAGCUGGCUAUAUCCAAGCCCUGAAGAAGGUCCAUCAGAGCCAGGAGAAGAUUGCAAAGCUGGAGCAGGAGAAGGAGCACUGGAUGCUGGAGGCACAGCUGGCCAGGAUCAGGCUGGAGAAGGAGAACCAGCGGAUCAGUGAGCUGGAGGCUAAGCUUGCGGACUCGAGCAGCGGCCAGCCCACCCCGGAGAGCCCCAGUGCCCAGACCACACCAGAGGAGGGCGAGGAGCCAGGAGAAAGGGGCCUGGGAGAACACUUCACCAUCGGAAUGUUGACAACUAAGAGUGAAGAAGUCCCAGAUGAGGAGUGUCUGGAGCAGCUCAUUAAGAGUCACUACAUGAGCAGAGUGGUGGAGCUGACGUCCCAGCUGCAGGUGGCAGACAGCAGUGUUGUUCAUUUCAAUGCAGAGUGCCGGGCUCUUGCUAAACGAUUAACUCUUGCUGAGAAAUCGAGACAUAUGCUGACAGAGGAGGUGAAGCUGGCCAGACAGAAUGUCAGUCGCUUGCAGGAUGAAUUGACUACAACCAAAAGGAGUUACGAGGACCAGCUGAGUAUGAUGAGUGAUCACCUGUGCAGUAUGAAUGAAACGCCGACAAAACAAAGGGAAGAAAUUGACACUCUGAGAAUGGGCAGUAAGGGAAAUUCCAAGAAGAGUAAGAGUCGAUAGGCAGCAAACAGCUGCUCCUUGAGUCUGGAUUCGACAGCUGAGGACGUGACCAAACCUGAACACGGGGAAACUGAAAAUGCCAAACAGUGGCCCCUUUCCUCUUUUACAGGACAUUACAGAGUGUGGCUGGAGCAGCAGAGGGUGUAUCUGAGAGCCAAGGAUCAAAAUAACCAACAAAAACUUGACUUAACUGUCUUAAUUGAAUUGCCAGCAACUGGCUUUGUGACGUACAGUACACCCUCGCUAUAACAAACCUGUUGGGGGCCAAGCCUUUUGUUCAUUAUAUCGAGGGGUUUGUUAUAGCGAAAGAACAAUCAAAAUGAACAAUAAACUGUUGGAGUAAGUUAAUGAGAUGAUAGUGUGAAUAAAAGUAGAAUUACUUGUAUGUGCUGGUCUCAUGUAUGCAGUAUUCUGCCUUUGCUUUAUCCUAUUCGUUGAAGAAUUAAAACGCAGUACAAAAAGCAAAAGUCCAGAAUUGAAUUCAAAAUGAAUCUUUUCAAAGUGCACCAAAUCUUAAUCUAACAUGCAAGAAUCCCAAACUCAUCUUUUAUUCCAAAUCAACCUGACAUGAAAAGUUCAUCAGAUCCUCAAGUUUUUUUUUUUGUUGUUUUUUUUUUUUCUUUAAUCAAUUUUGCUGUGCCGCAUGGUUGCUGAACAAGCCAAAAAACAGAGUGCUUUUUGACAACCCAUAUUCACGACAGAGAUAUGCCUGCGUUACAAAUUUUUUCAAACAAUCAACAUAGUUUAAAGCUUUCAUAGUUACACAGCGCACGCUUUUUAUUAAGACAGUAGAGCUGACCUCACUUCGGAGGUGGCAUCCUGUGUGUGAGCCAACAUAGGAAACAGGCAAAUUAAGAUUGAAAACCAAAGUAAAAGCAUCAUGUUCACAAGUAAUUCAUAAAAGUUUACAAUCUUGUCCCCCAUCAUCAGGCUAAUGCAUUUUUGAUAGCUUAAGCACAGGGGACAGGGAGGAGCUGUCACAUAGCCACAGGCUCUCCAGGUCCUAUAAAUUCCAGGUCCAGUUUACAGGCGGUGGCUCUAACCUGAAAUGUGUAUAUUCCUUCUUUUUAACCUGUUUCAUACAGGUCCAUUUACAUUCUGUAUGUAGACAAGGACCUACCAUAUCAUCAUGGAAUAUCAAUGCAUAGGAAUCAAUAUUGGAUUAACAGGAACAUAAAAAAAUAAAAAAAUCAUAUUGUUUGUAUCGUGCAGUUUUUAAAUGACAUUUUAUUUGUUAAUUAAAAGAAAUAAAAGUUUGUAUAUUUUAUAAUCUGUAUGUGUUUAGGUUUUUAGUUUUUUUUGCAGGGUUUUCUUUCUUGGCAGGCAUAAAUCUGGCCCAGUCAGUGUGAAAAAUGAUCUUCAUCUACACUUUACUGUCUCAUUAAAAUACGACAAUUGUUCUAAAUAAACCGGUACAAAACA
Molecule: messenger RNA, 4091 nt
Organism: Acipenser ruthenus (sterlet)
Lineage: Eukaryota; Metazoa; Chordata; Actinopteri; Acipenseriformes; Acipenseridae
Product: protein phosphatase 1 regulatory subunit 21-like
Exons: 20
Coding region: 432-2669 (745 amino acids)
Cellular component (GO): membrane; early endosome
Source: RefSeq, a predicted model, not a curated record